CAGUGCUCGGUCCUCGCGCCCCACCCCCGCCGGGGAACGAGUGGGGCGCUCUUUUUGAGCGGGAGGAGGGAAAUGAGUGAUUGCUUAGCCUCUCCCUGUGUUAUGUAAUCCCCUCUCGGUCCUAUAGUACGUCCCAAGCCUUAGUGCAUUGCAGUUAGUUCACAAAGUCUCCUCCCCCGGUCCUAAAAUUUCCUUGGGAUGGCGCCGUGAUUUAUAAAAUGGGAUGGGGCGGAAAAAUCUGUAUUUGCCGACGAUUAUAUCCUGCCGCGGUGGGCGCCAUGUUUAUCCCAGGGACUAUUUUCUCUAGAUUCUCAGCACCUACUGAAGAGGUGUGAUGUCGUUGAUCCACCUGUUUUCUCUCCUUUCUGCGAGUUACCUUGAUUUCCUGUCCCGUCAGACGCGGGGUUCUCUCAAACUGUUACUAAUACUGGGCGUUGCUUUGCUUGUCUUGGACAUUUUCAACUCAGAGGAAGGUAGAGCUGGAAAGAAUCUUGUAAGUUCUUUAGCCCAAUCUCUUUCGAGAUGGAAAUUGAGAUACAGUUGUCUUAUCUCGGAACAGCCAUCGUCUUGUUGCAGGCUGUGUCUACACUUUUAGAGACCUUCCACUACAGCUCAAAACCUCGUAGAAACGCACUUUUACUUUCAAAGGAAUUUUCCCAUUUAGAUGAAGGGGAAAACGGCGGGGGUGGAGGGCUGCUUCUUGGCAAACGACGUGGAAUUUCGAGACCCGUUGCUCUUGGAACAGGGAGUUGGACUCUGAAUUAGAACUACUUAGCACAACCGUUCUUGACUUGAGGGUGCAUAGAAAGUACCUUGGAGAUUGCUGAAAGUGCAGGUUUGGGGGUCUUUUUUGGAUGGGGUGGUGGGGUACCAUCUCUACAUUUUUAUAAUUUGCAGUCCUUCAGCUGCGAGUGAUCAAGAUAACCACCAUAUUGAGUUACUGGUCUCGCAUAAAGGUGCACAGGAUAUAAUCUUAAAACAAGUGGCACUCUAUGUCCUUGAUUUCCUUCUCCUUUCCUGUAUUAUAGUUAUGACAUACCAGCUGGUGUGUUGGUGGCAUAUCUCAAACUAAAGGAACAGAAUGAAGACUUGAGGGAUGAACAGGAUUUUGUUAGUUUCCACUCUCACCUUGAACCAGUAGUAUAAUCUAGGAAAAUAGUUUGCAAAGUGUGGUUCUCUGACCCCUGGGGAUCCUUUCUGGACUUUUCAGGAGAGCUGUAAGAUCAUAAGUAUUUACAAAAUAAUACUAAGAAUAAUACGAAGACUCUGUUUCACUGACGUUUGCACUGAUGGUCCCAAAGCAAUGCUUGGUAUUAAAUCUCAGCCUUUAGUAAAUGUCUUUUUAAUUUUUAAGAGUCUGACCAAAUGGAAAGUGUGCAUAAUGUACACUCCCUACCGACGUAUGGUCCUUGUCAUAAGGAAAAGCAUUUGUGAGAUUAAGUUGUGAGCUGCUGGUUUCCUGGAAUAGUAUUUUUACUUGAAAGAACAACUCACCAACUAGUUUUUACGCUUGAGUGUUUUUGGAUAUUUUCUUGAGAACAAAUGAAGUGAGCCUGUCUCUUCAAGGAAAACAGUUGACCAUAUUUGUUACCAGUGAUAAAAAUUUAAGAGUAAAAAUCAAUUUUUUGAGAAGUUGAAUCUCAAGUUUGACAGCUUCUCAGUGUUUUAAGGACUUUUCUUACAACAUCAGUGUUAAUGACUUUUUUUAAAUGUAUAAUGAAAUGUGUCAACAUUUGAAAGUUAGACAUAACUCAGUAAAUCUGUAUUUUCUAAAUUACUGAUGCAUGAUGUUUCAAAAUCACCAUGAGUAAAAGGUCCUUUCAAAGUGCAAGAUACAACAAUGAAUUUAAACAUAACAUUUAUUGAUAGAGUUUCAGAUUCCAAGAUACAAGUAUCCUUUAAGAAACCAACAUUUGUCUAGUUUUGGUAUUGUAUCAGUAUACACAGUUACCUGAAAAGGUUUUUAGAAUACUUCUCCCUUUUUCUGUUUUUGUGACAGCAGAUCUUCGUUAUACUUAACCAAAACAGACUGAAUGCAAAAGCAUCCAUGAGAAUCCACCUGCUUUCUAUUAACCUAGACAUAAAAGAUUUGCAAAAAUAUAAUGCAAGGUUAUCUGUCUCAGUGUUUUGGGGGGGAAAUGGUAAUUUUUAAUUGAAAAUAUUAUUUAUGUUAACAUCUAAUAGGUUUAUUGUUUUUAAAUGUAUUGAUAAGUAUUUAAACUUCUUGUGUUUUAAUGCCUAGUAUGGUAAAUAUCAAGGGAUAAACUCCGCAUAAAAGCUCUUCGUGGUCCUCAGUAAUUUUAAAAAUGUAAAGGGGUCCCAAAACCAAAAACUUUGAGAAUCACUGGGAUUCCUCAUAUCAUCCAAAUCUGCCUCCAUUUAGGAACUUCUGGAGAAUUUACAAAUUUUAGUUGGAGUUAAUAAUGUAAGAGACAGUGACUUGGGGAAAAAUUCUAGAGCAAAAAAGAUUAGUAAAUAUCCCAGCCAGGAUUCAAACCAGCUAUAACCUUGGGGAAGUUACCUAAGCUUUCUAAACCUCCAUUUUGACCUCAUGUAAUAUGUAUUGCUUAGAACAUAUAAUUGUGAGAAUUCAUUGAUAAUGAAUGUAAAAUGCAUAAUAAUGCCUGGUUAUAACAUAGUAAAAUAAAAUAUAUUGCAGAUAAUGUUUCAGUCUUUAUUCUCCACAUAUGUCUUUUUGUUGAAGGUGGAGAUUUCUGAUUUAAAUUAAAACCUUAGAGCUGCUGGUGUCUUUGUUGUAAUAUCAAUAUGGUAGGACUUUGGUAGAUUCUUUGGCAGUCUGGUUUGUGAUAAUAAGGAAUAUUUGCAAAAACGUAUUUUUACAUGUAACUCAGGAGGAGAGGAGAAAGGAAAUUGACUAAGGCAUUGCUAGUAUUUACAGUUCGAUGAACUUGAGGGAGUAGAAAUGGAAUUUAGACAGCAUACAACUGUCAGUAAAGAAGAGCUCUUCUUGGGAGAGGAACUGAAUAUUGAACCCUUUAAAAAUAGGAAACUUACUGCUCACUUUAGUUGUUUUAGUGAAAAGCACAUAACUAGUAUUUGGGUGCUUCUUGAUAGGAUAUUUGCUGCCAGUUAAGUGGAAAAUAUUUUAUGUUUCAGAAUAUUGAGACUAUUUAAGAACCCAUUGUGAAUAUUAUAUGUGAGGUUCUAUAGCGGUUUCUGUGAGGGACGAAAUGGGCCAUUCAAAAAACUAGGUAAAUAAAAGCUUCUUAUUGCAAGUUUAACAAUAAUUUUAUAGCCAUAUCAAGUAUUCAGCCCUGUAGGCUUUCUGGAAUUAAUCCCUUUUAAAGCUAAAAAUUGAGGUAACUUGAAUACAAAUGCCAGUUGUUUUGAGGAUCUUUAUUGUUUAUCUCUCUUUUUGUUUUUUUAAAAACAUUUUUCCUGUUCCAAGUGUUCUUUUUAUCUUGAUUUUUGGGUGGGUAAGCACUAGCAGUGAAUCAAAAAUGUUAGAUAUGAAUUCUUCAUUCUUGGAAUUUAGUUUAGAGCUACGAAAGAACCAGACAAAUUAAAGGAAUUCAAAGCUUCAAGAGCCAAAUCUGUCUCAAGAGUUUGGUAGAAAACAGAUGUUUUUCUAAUCUUAUUUGAGAUGGAGGUAGGUCAACACUUGCUGCCCAUUAAAUACCUCAAAAACAGACUAGCAGUUGUAUCUGACGGAUUCUUUCUGCUGCUUUAAAAUAAGAUUUUAAAGAAUCUCUUUGUAUCUUGCCUUUUCAGUUAUAUAGGCUUUUACCGAUGAGCUGAUUUUACAUGACCUGAGUAUAAAGUAGACUACCAUAUUUGCCAGCAUUUAAGAUACAAUUAGUCAGUCCUCCUUAGAAAGAUAGGUAUCUGGUACCCCUGUAUUAUGGAUGGAAAGAUGAAUGCCAAAGAAGUAAAAGACUGUGGGAACUCCUGAUAGUCUUGUGUGAGCUGCAGUACUGAGUAAAGCCUACUGAGUGCACAGAAAUCAUGUUACCAGUGUAAUUACUACUACAAAAUGUAGAAACCAAGUGGGCUACCAAGGUGCCAGAUAAUUAGGAUGUCUUGACUAAUGGAAGAUGGCACUGCUCAUCUUGUCUUACAGUGCCUCCUUGGUAACCUGUAUAACCCAACUUGGAUUUUUUUUUCUAAUAUUAUUUAAUUAUUGUGCUACAUCUUAAGAAAUGUGUGUAUAUAAUCUGUGUAGAAAUUUCUCCUGGAAAUGAAAACAAGUUAACAGAAAAUUCAAUCAACAAGACUACCAGUUUGAUUUAGUAAAUGGCGAAAAGAUAAUGGCAGAAUAUAGUGGUACAAAAUAUCACAACUAAAAUAUAAGUAGGUAUUUUUUUCUCCCCAACUUUUUUCUUUUUCCUUUUUAAGAAAAAAUUUCAACUUUAUUGAGCUAUAGUUGACAUACAAAAUUGUAAGAUGUUGAAGUAUACAUGUUACAUACAUGGUGAUUUCAUGUACAUAAACAAUGUAAAAGAAUUCCCCCAUCUAUUUAACACAAUCACUUCACAUAUUUAUCUUGUGUGUGUGUGAACAUUUAAGUUCUACUCUUUUAGCCAAUUUCAAUUAAAUGGUAGUGUUAUCAAUUGUGUAGUCACUGUGUUUCCAUUAGAUUAUCAGACCUUAUUCAUCUGAUCCUCCAACAUUUUAAGAAAAUUUUAUGCAUGUAAAAAAGGUGAAAGAAUGCUAAAAAGAGUACAUACAAUGAACCCACUACCUAGACACGAUUUUUAACAUGUUAGCAUAUUUGCUAUCUAUAAGAAAAUGCCAAAAUAUGUAUUUGCUGAACCACGUGAAAGUCAGUCAUGAUGCUUCCACUAAAUAGUACAUGCAUUUGCUAAGAAUAAAUACAUUCUCCUACAUAACUCUAACUCCACCAUCCUUUCUAAGAAAGCUAAAAAUAAUACGCAAGUAUAAUCUUAUAUCUGUUUGGUCAUUCAAAUGUUCCAGUUGGCCCCAAUACAUCUUUUGUAGCUUUUUUAUAAUCCAGAAUCCAAAAAAGGUUCAUGUUUCUUUUUGUUAGGUCUCUUUAGCUCUUAUUUUCUUUAAUCUGUUUGGUCUCCUCUGUGCAUGCAUGCCGGUGAUCAUGUGUGUGGUGUGUAUGUGUUUGACGUUUUUGAAGAAACCAAGUUAGUAGUUUCAUAGAAUUUCUGUAUUCUUCAUUUGUCUGAUUAUUUGCUUAUAAAAUGUCCUACUUUGUGAAUUAUUCUCAUUAUAUCCUUGUGCUGCUUAACUUACUCCUCUUUUGCUGUAUUUCCUAUAAACUGAAAGUUAAAUUUAAAUGCUUGAUUUGAUUCAGGUUAAACAUUUUUGUCAGUGGGUUUUGUUUGUUUUUUAACAACAGAACAGGCCACAGACCAAACAGAUGACAGGUAGAGUUUGCAUUAUUGGCUAACAUUUUUCUAUUUAAACUUAUUGUCAUAACUUUCAUCUUUGAGAUAGACUUACUUCUGUAACUUUAAGUUCAAGCAUAACAGUAAGACUUUGAGAAAGGUCACAGACCUAGGUUGCAUCAUGUCAUUUUGGUUCCCUGCCUUCUGAGAAAAUGAUUCGAAAGUUGAAGAGGCGAGAAGAGCUGAUAUAUUUAGCAAAAGCAACCCAUAGAGGAAUGAUAAGUCAAAAACCAGAAAUUUUAGAAGUGACGAUUAAAGGAUUUAGGACAUUUAUCUUCACAAAGAUUAUUCACCAGUUAAUACCGAUAGUAACAAAUACCAAUAGUAACCAUAAGUUUAGAGGACUAACAUUGUAAUGCUAAUGUUUUAUAAGGAGAAAUUAGGUACUUAGGCAGGAACAAGUUUCACAGGUAGAUGAUUAUAAGGUGAAACAAACAAGAUGUAUGUGAGUUAUAAAAAUGUUUUCGCAGUAUAAAAUGUGACCGUUCAACAAUUCAUAGGAACUUUGUCCUGCCCAUCUUCUUUGUUGCAGAGAGAAUAAAUAUUUUUAAAAGAAAUGAGAGUUCUUUAUGCAUAGAAUGUGGAAUGACUUUUUAAAAAAUUUCCCCUUCAGAACAUGGCUUCAGUUUGAUCAGGGUUUCUCAAUCUUGGCGCUGUUAACAUUGGGCCAGAUAAGCCCUUGGCUGUCGGUGCAUUGUAGGAUGUUUAAUAGCAUCCCUGGCCUCUUGCCUCUAGGUAGAUGCCAGCAGUACCCUGCCGCCACCCCACCCCUAGUUAUGACUACCAAAAAUGUCUCCAAGCAUUGCCAGGUGUCUUGGGGAGCAAAUUAUCCCUGUUAUUGUUGAGUUACAUAAAAUCCACUGGCAUAUGUGGAUUCCUUAAUGAUAUAGGUUUCCCUUUAUAUAAUUUACAUAUAGCUGUUGAACACGAUUUCCUUCUGCAGGUUUUCUGCACAAACUUGGACUGUGCUUAGCUUAGUGUAUGUUGGAGAACCAAGGAAUAUGGUGACUUUUUUUUUUUUAGCUUUAUUGAGAAGUUUAUUGAAGGUAGAAAUGAGCUCUUCAUUUCUAAGUCAAGGUAUAGGUCUUUUGCUUUAUCUAAUCCCCUUCCCACCUCCUAAUUUGUUUGGAAAAGAACCUUAUAAGCUAUGUGUUAUGGAUAAAGUUUUUGUUAGGAAUAGUUUAAAAAUUUGUUUCAGACUUUUGAGGUGAUUUGUAUUUUGGCAUUCAAGAAAAGAUAGUCUUUAAAAAAAUAGUUACUUGCUAAAGGGUUUGAUUAAAUGUUGCAUCCUCUUUGUUAAAAUUUGAUUGUCCUUAAAAUUUAACUAUAUGUAAAUUCUGCCAGUGAGGAAGAUGAUGUAGGCAUCUUGUUAGGGGGAGGGAAAGGGAAUAUAUGCAAUUGGGAAAAGAAGAAAGUAAUGACAAUUAUUUAAUAAAUAUAAGUUUAAAAGAUUGAAACAUCUCAAUAAUUUCAGGAGAAAGUAGAACUUUGUUUAGAUUUCUAAGACAAAUAUUUGUAGAUGUGAAGUUUUUCUGCCAAAUGGCAAAGAAGCGAAAUUGAAGAUAACUAUUAGUUAGGGGUUGAUAAGGAGAUAAUUUUAUAUUUAAAGUGAGCAGAAAGGCUCCCUAGCAUCCAGACUGUGAUCUUGGAAUACCAUUCCAUACCAAAAGGAAUUAGUACUCCUUGGAGAAACGGCUGAUUCUAGGUCUGGGGCAGGAAAUGUAUGAGAUGAGCCUGAAACAUUUUGUUUAUCAGAUAGCCAAGAUUUUAUCAAACACUACUAAGGGUGUGUCAGAAGGACUCAGAAGCCAGUUGAGAAGUUCCCACCUGCCCAAAUAGGACACUUUGAGUGUCAUUAAGGAUAACUACAGUGACUCAAAACACAUCAAAUAUGCUUAAGUCUGUGAUGUGAUGUAAUGAUAGUUUAAGAACAGGCUUGUUGGUCACUUGGGGGAAAAGCUAGUGAAACAAAUCAUUUUGAUCAAGCAAGAUGGGAAGAAUCAAGACUUUCACUACAUGAACUGCGCCAAAUAGUAGGAUAUAUAGAAGCCAGAGGCAUAUAUUAAAUGCCAUGUGUAUGUAAUCAACGAUAUCCAGACUGUAGAAACUACACGAGGUGACCUGGUUCUUCAACAAAUAAAUUGCAAGGGGAAAAAAAAGAUGGAGGAAGAACUCAUGGCGGACACCGACCUGUUUAUGGAAUGUGAGGAGGAGGAGUUGGAGCCAUGGCAGAAAAUCAGUGAUGUCAUUGAGGAUUCUGUAGUUGAGGAUUAUAAUUCAGUGGAUAAAACUACUCCAGUUUCUGUGAGCCAGCAGCCUGUCUCGGCUCCAGUGCCCGUCGCUGCUCAUGCUUCUGUUGCUGGGCACCUCUCUACAUCCACCACCGUUAGUAGCAGCGGGGCACAGAACAGCGACAGUACAAAGAAGACUCUUGUCACACUAAUUGCCAACAACAAUGCUGGCAAUUCUUUGGUCCAACAAGGUGGACAGCCACUUAUCCUAACCCAGAAUCCAACCCCCGGUCUGGGUACAAUGGUCACUCAACCAGUAUUAAGGCCUGUCCAGGUCAUGCAGAAUGCCAAUCAUGUGACUAGUUCGCCUGUGGCCUCACAACCAAUAUUCAUCACUACACAGGGAUUUCCCGUAAGAAAUGUCCGGCCUGUACAAAAUGCAAUGAAUCAGGUUGGGAUUGUGCUGAACGUACAGCAAGGCCAAACAGUUAGACCAAUUACAUUAGUCCCAGCCCCAGGUACCCAGUUUGUUAAGCCGACAGUUGGAGUCCCACAAGUGUUCUCUCAGAUGACCCCUGUGAGGCCAGGCUCCACCAUGCCUGUGCGGCCCACCACCAACACCUUCACCACCGUCAUCCCAGCAACUCUCACCAUUCGAAGCACCGUCCCACAGUCCCAGUCUCAGCAGACCAAGUCCACUCCCAGCACUUCCACCACUCCCACUGCCACGCAGCCGACUUCCCUGGGGCAGCUUGCCGUUCAGUCUCCGGGCCAAUCCAGCCAGACCCCGAAUCCCAAGCUAGCUCCUUCCUUCCCUUCUCCACCUGCAGUGAGCAUUGCCAGCUUUGUCACCGUGAAGCGACCUGGGGUUACAGGUGAAAAUAGCAAUGAAGUGGCCAAACUGGUGAAUACUCUCAACACCAUCCCUUCCCUGGGCCAGAGCGCAGGGCCACUGGUGGUAUCCAACAACAGCUCUGCCCAUGGCUCUCAAAGAACCAGCGGACCUGAGGCUUCAAUGAAAGUGACCUCUUCCAUCCCAGUGUUUGACCUCCAGGAUGGUGGACGGAAGAUAUGUCCACGGUGUAAUGCUCAAUUCCGUGUUACUGAAGCUUUGAGAGGUCACAUGUGUUACUGUUGCCCAGAAAUGGUUGAAUACCAGAAGAAAGGAAAGUCUCUGGAUUCAGAACCCAGUGUCCCAUCGGCAGCAAAGCCCCCAUCCCCUGAGAAAACAGCUCCUGUUGCUUCCACACCCUCUUCUACACCUAUUCCUGCUCUGUCACCACCUACCAAAGUACCAGAGCCAAAUGAGAAUGUGGGUGAUGCCGUCCAGACCAAACUUAUUAUGCUAGUGGAUGACUUCUACUAUGGAAGGGAUGGUGGCAAAGUAGCCCAGCUCACAAACUUCCCUAAGGUCGCCACAUCUUUCCGAUGCCCGCAUUGUACCAAAAGGCUAAAAAACAACAUUCGAUUUAUGAACCAUAUGAAACACCACGUAGAACUUGAUCAGCAGAAUGGUGAGGUGGAUGGUCAUACUAUCUGCCAGCACUGUUAUCGUCAGUUUUCCACUCCCUUCCAGCUCCAGUGCCACUUGGAAAAUGUUCACAGUCCCUACGAAUCGACUACCAAGUGCAAGAUCUGCGAGUGGGCGUUUGAGAGUGAGCCACUGUUUCUCCAGCAUAUGAAGGAUACUCAUAAGCCUGGAGAGAUGCCUUAUGUUUGCCAGGUGUGUCAAUAUCGCUCCUCACUCUACUCUGAGGUAGAUGUCCAUUUUCGGAUGAUCCAUGAGGAUACUCGGCACCUGCUCUGCCCUUAUUGCCUGAAGGUCUUCAAAAAUGGCAAUGCAUUCCAACAGCAUUACAUGAGGCACCAGAAGAGGAAUGUUUAUCACUGCAACAAAUGCCGGCUACAGUUUCUCUUUGCCAAGGACAAAAUUGAACACAAGCUUCAGCACCAUAAAACCUUCCGCAAACCCAAGCAGCUGGAAGGUUUGAAACCAGGCACCAAGGUGACAAUCCGGGCUUCCCGAGGGCAGCCACGAACUGUUCCUGUAUCCUCCAGCGAUGCACCUCCCGGCACUCUACAUGAGGCCGCGCCGCUCACCUCCUCAACAGACCCUCUGCCUGUCUUCCUUUAUCCUCCUGUCCAGCGCAACAUCCAGAAGAGAUCUGUUAGGAAAAUGAGUGUCAUGGGCCGGCAGACGUGUUUGGAGUGCAGCUUUGAGAUCCCAGAUUUCCCUAAUCACUUCCCUACUUACGUUCACUGCUCUCUGUGUCGCUAUAGCACCUGCUGCUCUCGGGCUUAUGCCAACCACAUGAUCAACAAUCAUGUUCCGCGGAAGAGCCCCAAGUAUUUGGCUUUGUUUAAAAAUUCUGUGAGUGGAACCAAGCUGGCCUGCACUUCGUGUACCUUUGUUACCUCUGUGGGAGAUGCCAUGGCUAAGCAUUUGGUAUUCAACCCCUCUCACAGAUCCAGUAGCAUCCUGCCACGAGGACUCACUUGGAUAUCUCACUCAAGGCAUGGCCAGACUCGUGACCGAUUGCAUGACCGGAACUUGAAGAAUUUGUACCCUCCCCCUUCCUUCCCCUCUAAUAAAGCUGCCACUGUGAAAUCUGCGGGCACCACCCCAUCUGAGCCUGAAGAGCUCCCAGCUCCUGUGGCCCAGACACUCCCAUCACCAGCCUCAACUGCAACCCCGCCACCAACCCCGACCCGUCCCCAGCCUUUAGCCCUUCCACCAGUGGCUGCAGAGGGGGCUGAAUGUCUGAAUGUUGAUGACCAGGAUGAAGGGAGCCCAGUCACCCAGGAACCUGAGCCAGCCUCAGGGGGUGGUAGUAGCAGUGGGGUUGGCAAGAAGGAGCAGCUGUCGGUGAAGAAGCUUCGAGUGGUCCUGUUUGCUCUGUGCUGCAAUACAGAACAGGCAGCUGAACACUUCCGAAACCCCCAGCGACGCAUCCGGCGUUGGCUUCGGCGUUUCCAGGCCUCACAGGGGGAGAAUCUGGAGGGCAAAUAUCUGAGCUUAGAGGCAGAAGAGAAACUGGCUGAGUGGGUGCUGACCCAGCGAGAGCAGCAGCUGCCUGUAAACGAGGAGACCUUGUUCCAGAAGGCCACCAAAAUAGGACGUUCUUUGGAGGGGGGGUUUAAGAUCUCUUAUGAGUGGGCUGUGCGUUUCAUGCUACGGCACCACCUGACUCCCCAUGCUCGGCGAGCUGUGGCCCACACUCUUCCCAAGGAUGUGGCAGAGAAUGCAGGACUCUUCAUUGAAUUUGUGCAACGGCAGAUCCACAACCAGGACUUACCGUUGUCUAUGAUUGUGGCUAUUGAUGAAAUCUCCUUGUUCCUGGACACAGAGGUACUGAGCAGUGAUGACCGAAAGGAGAAUGCCCUGCAGACAGUGGGCACGGGGGAACCGUGGUGCGAUGUGGUGCUGGCCAUUCUGGCAGAUGGCACUGUCCUCCCUACCCUGGUUUUCUACCGAGGACAAAUGGAUCAGCCGGCAAAUGUGCCAGAUUGUAUAUUGCUAGAGGCAAAGGAGAGCGGCUACAGUGACGAUGAGAUCAUGGAGCUGUGGUCAUCCCGAGUGUGGCAGAAGCACACAGCUUGCCAGCGUAGUAAAGGCAUGCUUGUGAUGGACUGUCACCGCACUCACUUGUCGGAAGAGGUGCUGGCCAUGCUUAGUGCCUCUAGCACUUUGCCUGCCGUGGUCCCAGCAGGCUGUAGCUCCAAAAUCCAGCCCUUAGACGUAUGCAUUAAACGGACUGUCAAGAACUUCCUGCACAAAAAGUGGAAGGAGCAGGCUCGGGAAAUGGCAGAUACUGCGUGUGAUUCUGAUGUCCUGCUUCAGCUGGUGCUGGUCUGGCUGGCUGAGGUGCUUGGUGUUAUUGGGGACUGUCCAGAGCUAGUUCAGCGGUCCUUCCUUGUGGCUAGCGUUCUGCCUGGCCCUGAUGGCAACAUUAACUCACCUACAAGAAAUGCUGACAUGCAGGAGGAGCUAAUUGCCUCCCUAGAGGAGCAGCUGAAGCUGAGUGGGGAACAAUCUGAAGAGCCCUCAGCUUCCACUCCCCGACCCAGGUCAUCUCCUGAAGAGACAGUUGAGCCUGAAAGCCUUCACCAGCUCUUUGAGGGCGAAAGUGAGACCGAGUCCUUCUAUGGCUUUGAAGAAGCUGACCUAGAUCUGAUGGAGAUUUGAGUGUUGGGGUCAUGAAGGGGGGUGUGGAGUGGGGGUGGGAAGUCGUGAGGGAGGGUAGAGGGAUUUAGGGAAAAGGGGGUAUACCAGGUGAGAUAAUUGGCUUAUAUUUUUUAAUUUUAUGCCACCACUCCCCCCAACGUUGACUUAUACUUCCCUGUGGAUUUGUGGAUUAGGAAAACCAAUAGCGAUCACGUCUGAGCCGAUGAGCUGGCCCGUUGGUCAUUCACUUCUGCUAAAAACAGGUUUUUGUGACUUUUUUUAAAAUUUAAAUCACUGUGUUUGGUAUUUUUCUGACAAAAUCAAGAAAAAGAAAAAAAAAAUCCUUCGUGGGCGAAUGUCAAAUUUUUUGUUCCCCCUUUUACCUCAAUUGUAUCUUAGUACACCUGGAUUUUUGUUUUGUUUGUUUUACUGUGUGGCCAGUGUCUCUGGGCAUGAUGCUCUCCAAACAUUGUCAGUGUGAGAACAUUUCUGCAGAUGGGAAAGAUAAAAAUUGUAGCUCACAAACUGGUUUAUUAUAUAUAUGGAUAAAAAGGUUUUUUCAUUGUGGUCUUAACACUUUUCUAUAAAAAUGAAAAUGGAAAAAAAUCCCACUGAACUCUCUUCCUUCUCCUUUCUUUCCUUCCCUCUCCAGAGAUGUUGGUUUCUACAGCAACUCUAAGAUAUAAAAUUGUGGCUUUAAAAAUGCAUGAAACCACCUUAAUCAUCCAGAAUGAUGACUAGAUUUUUUUCCUCACCACCUUCCCUCCAACAAAAACACAACAAAACCAAUAUUCUUUGCACUUGUGAUUCUUGACCCCUUUCCCCAUUCUCACACCAUCACUCUGGACAGAGGAUCAUACACGUGUCAUAGCAAGCAAGAGGUACUGAGAUGAUCACACAGACCUAACGUUAGGGUGGAAGCCAUUCCAAGUGGAUGGGUCUUCAUUCUCACAGGGGCAGCCCCUGCUCUGUUGAACUUCCUCCCGUUAAGUGGACAGCAUACCUGUUCAAGAGGUCACUUGUCCUCCAGCCAGCAGCUAAUUGUGCAAGAAUUGUAUUGAACUUUGAAAAGAGACCACUUGUUGAAAUCCUGCUUACCCUGUGGCUGUCCUGUUUCUCUUACUGUCCAGAGGAGAAUGUGAAGAAACAGAUGGGGUGCGCACAAAGAAAAAGACACGAAUCUUUAUUUUUCACUGCCAGCUUCGAGAAGAAAGUUUUUCUACAGUUUGCAUGAGGGAAUUUUUUUUUAAUUGUCUGUACUUAUGGUUAUAAACUGAAAUGUACUGUAACAUACAGAGAAAAAGAGCAAAAACCCAAGUCCACCUUUCCCACAGCGACACCAUUCUUCUUUCCACUCUGAGACUUUCAGCAACAUUUCCCUGAGCCAAGGAGGCAACCUGCACAGGCUUGUAAAUGGUUCGUCUUUAAAAUGUACAUAAGUGGAGCAUUUAAUAAAAUGAGGGGAAAUGGAUUUAUAAACAAUGUGGUUUUUUUCUAGGUGACCCUUUAUGAAUAGGCCUUCACACUGGGAAAUGCUCAAGAUGUGAUGAGCCUCGUGAUACAGGUGUGACGUUCAUUACCACCUGUUUCCCCACCCAUUUUUUGUUCUGUUUUGUUUAACUCCAAGCACACUAUAAUAUAGUGAACUGGAGAGACCCCUCCCAUCAGCAGCUCGGCCAGCUUUGUCAACCUGUGGCAUCCGAAACCCGAACUGAGGGUUCACCUGGGCUUCUCUUCCCCAGCUUUUUGCCUGAUGCCAUUUUGACAGAAUAUGGACUUUCAAGUCAAAACUUUGCCUUUCAGACAGUUCAAGAACUAUGGUCAACUCUAUCUACAUCUCUUUGGUAGUCUGCAGCAGCCCCAGCCUUAGCAGAGUGGGGUUCCUGCCCUCUGCACACUGUAUGACUUUAUUGAUGGGUAAUUUUUUUAAGACCAUAAUACCAACAGUGGGUCAGCCGGGUUUUGACCAGGAAGUUACCUUUGUGGAUUCCGCCCGCAUGGCUUAGUAGUAGAAGAAAGUUUUUUUGUUUUGUUUUGUUUUUUAUAAUUCAGUUUAAUCAAUAAACAAGUAUUUAUUGACUA
Messenger RNA from Vicugna pacos (alpaca), 13856 nucleotides. It is a transcript of the gene POGZ, whose product is annotated as pogo transposable element derived with ZNF domain. Gene Ontology annotation, biological process: regulation of DNA-templated transcription. Gene Ontology annotation, molecular function: DNA-binding transcription factor activity, RNA polymerase II-specific; RNA polymerase II cis-regulatory region sequence-specific DNA binding. The record is from RefSeq and is a predicted model, not a curated record. Lineage: Eukaryota; Metazoa; Chordata; Mammalia; Artiodactyla; Camelidae.